ACUGUGUUCCAGUGGAAAGCUCCUCUGUUUGGGCUACCCAGGAUUUAUGACUGUGUGUGCUCACUCGUGUCCAGCUCUUUGCAACCCUGUGGACUGUGUAGCCCAUCAGGCUCCUCUAUCCAUGGGAUUUUUCCAGGCAAGAAUACUGGAGUGGAUUGCCAUUUCCUCCUCCAAGGGGAUCUUCCUGGCCCAGGGAUGGAACCCAGUCUCCCUUGUCUCCUACAUUAUCAGGCAAAUUCUUUACCACACUGCGCCACUAGGGAAGCCCAUCCAGGAUUCAAAGGGGAGUUUAAAUCAUUCAAUAACUAUAGUUAACCCCUGUUUGGUUAAGAGAGCAAGUAAUUAUUGCCCCCCAAAAUCCUCUUUUCUGCCUUCCACAAACAGAACCAAAAUAGCUCUGAAGGUAUUAACACAAUACAUCAACAUCUGUGCUGUACCUGGAAUUGUUAAAAAUAAUAGUGAUGACAGGUGUCUAGGUACCACUUUCUUAAUCGUCUUCAAUAUCUAUUGAUUUAUUUUCAUGGCUUUCCCUCCCUCUUUUACAUCCUUGGCUUUAUGAAGGAGCCGAGGAACAGAUUUUGCACUAAAGGCUGAUUCUCUAUUCCAAUACUGAAAAGAACUAAUAAAAAUAAUCACUUGGCUUUUAAGCAGAAAGCUUCCAUUUACAGUAUUUCACCCUUCCCCCCCUUCUAAGCCCCUUGUUAUCUAACAUAAUGGUUAGAAUACAUUUCCGUCUCUCCCCUUAAUAAUUUCAUGCAUUAACAUCCUCUUCACACACCACACACACACACACACACGCACGCACAGCAAAAGGAAAAAAAGAGGCAGCAGAAAUCCUAGCUGUACUUCUAGCCCUUUUAAAAAGUUUGCUCUGUAAAUUGGAAUGAGGUCAGAUUUGGAGCUUCUCAUUGCACGCGGAGAUUAUUAUUGCAUCGGGUUCCAAGCCAAUGGGAAGCCCGGGGGAGGGGCUUGGCACGAGGAAGCGUUGGUUACAGCGGCUGAUUGGCCGUGGCCAAGACUGGGAAAGGAUAAAGAGGCGCGAGGCGGAAUUGGGGUCCGCUCUAAGCUGCAGCAAGGGAAACCGUGUGUGAGAGGAAGAGGCCUGUUUCGCUCCGGGUCUCUAGUUCUUGCACGCUCUUUAAGAGUCUGCACUGGAGGAACUCUGCCAUUACCAGCUCCCUUCUUGCAGGAGGGAGGGGGAAACAUACAUUUAUUCAUGCCAGUCUGUUGCAUGAAGGCUUUCUGGCGUCCUACCUUGCAACAAAAUAGUUGCACAAACUCCUUAGUGCCGAUUCCGCCCACAGAGAGUCCUGGAGCCAGAGCCUUUUCUGCUUUGCAUUGUAAGAGAGGGACUAACUGAUAGAGACUAUGUCGCUUUCCUGAGCUUCUGAGAGCGCUCACGAACUGGAAUCAACUGCUUCAGGGGAAAGAAAAAAAAAAAAGACUUGCCUGGGAGGCGGCGAGAAACUUGCAUUGGAAGCUUCAGCAACCAGCAUUCGAGAAACUCCUCUCCACUUUAGCACCGUCUCCAGGACGCAGAGCCGAGAGACAGCGCAAACUGCGGCGCGGUGAGAGAGAAGAGGGAGAGAGAAGGAGAUUCUCCAGCCUGGGAACUAUAACUCCUCUGCAAGAGGCGGAGUGCUCCCGCCCCGCAUCUUUUUGGAGACUUUUCUCUCUUCGCCCACCUCCGCCCCGGCCAGGAGUUGAGCCGCCCGCUCGACCGCCGCGCACGUUCCCCGGCUCAGCGUGCGCUUGGUCCCGGGAGCCAGGAGGGCCCGGCGAUCGCGCCGCGGCCGCCGCGAGGGUGUGAGCGCGCGUGGGCGCCCGCCGAGCCGGGGCCAUGGUGCAGCAAACCAACAACGCCGAGAACACGGAAGCGCUGCUCGCCGGCGAGAGCUCGGACUCGGGCGCCGGCCUCGAGCUGGGCAUCGCCUCCUCCCCCACGCCCGGCUCCACCGCCUCCACGGGCGGCAAGGCCGACGACCCGAGCUGGUGCAAGACGCCGAGUGGGCACAUCAAGCGGCCCAUGAACGCCUUCAUGGUGUGGUCGCAGAUCGAGCGGCGCAAGAUCAUGGAGCAGUCGCCCGACAUGCACAACGCCGAGAUCUCCAAGCGGCUGGGCAAACGCUGGAAGCUGCUCAAAGACAGCGACAAGAUCCCUUUCAUUCGGGAGGCGGAGCGGCUGCGCCUCAAGCACAUGGCUGACUACCCCGACUACAAGUACCGGCCCAGGAAGAAGGUGAAGUCCGGCAACGCCAACUCCGGCUCCGCGGCCGCCGCCGCCUCCAAGCCCGGGGAGAAGGGCGACAAGGUCGGUGGCAGCGGCCACGGGGGCGGCGGCGGCGGGGGCGGCCACGCGGGGGGAGGAGGCGGCGGCGGCGCUGGCGGCGGCGGCGCCAACUCCAAACCCGCUCAGAAAAAGAGCUGCGGCUCCAAAGUGGCGGGCGGCGGGGUCGGCAAGCCGCACGCCAAGCUCAUCCUGGCAGGCGGCGGCGGGAAGGCGGCGGCGGCGGCGGCGGCGGCCUCCUCCUCCUCCUCCUCCUCGUCGUCGUCCUCGUUCGCCGCCGAGCAGGCGGGGGCCGCCGCCCUGUUGCCCCUGGGCGCCGCCGCCGCGGCCGCCGACCACCACUCGCUGUACAAGGCGCGGACUCCCGGCGCCUCGGCCUCGGCUUCCGCGGCGGCCUCGGCCUCGGCCGGCCUGGCGGCCCCGGGCAAACACCUGGCGGAGAAGAAGGUGAAGCGCGUCUACCUGUUCGGCGGCCUGGGCGCGUCGUCCUCGCCCGUCGGCGGCGUGGGCGCGGGCGCCGACCCCAGCGACCCCCUGGGCCUGUACGAGGAAGGGGGCGCCGGUUGCUCGCCCGACGGGCCGAGCCUCAGCGGCCGCAGCAGCACCGCCUCAUCGCCGGCCGCCGGCCGCUCGCCCGCCGACCACCGUAGCUACGCCAGCCUGCGCGCCGCCUCGCCCGCCCCGUCCAGCGCGCCCUCGCACGCGUCCUCGUCGGCCUCCUCCUCCUCCUCGUCGUCGUCGUCGUCCUCCUCCUCGUCCUCGGGUUCGUCGUCCUCUGACGACGAGUUCGAGGACGACCUGCUCGACCUGAACCCCAGCUCAAACUUUGAGAGCAUGUCCCUGGGCAGCUUCAGCUCGUCGUCGGCGCUGGACCGGGAUCUGGAUUUUAACUUCGAACCCGGCGCCGGCUCGCACUUCGAGUUCCCGGACUACUGCACGCCCGAGGUGAGCGAGAUGAUCUCGGGAGACUGGCUGGAGUCCAGCAUCUCCAACCUGGUCUUCACCUACUGAAGGGCGCGCGGGCUGGGAGAGAGAGGGACGGGGCGGGUGGUGGGGUGGGGGGAGGACCAGAGAGGAAAAUGAAAAAGGAGAAGAAAAAAAAAAAGCGGACAGAGAAAAGAGUUGCAAGAGAAAAGGGAAAACAAGAGGGGAAAAAAAAGAAAAAAGGAAAAUGAGGAGAAAAAAAAAAAAAAAGUGAGCAGGGCCGGCUUCGGCCGCGUCCAGGUGGUCCACGGCGUCUGGGGACCCGCGCUCCCAACCCCCAUCUCGCCGGCCGGAGGGACGCGGCGGAGGCGGAGGUAGACAGGGGCGACCUUUUAUUGUUGUUCUUGGUGGUGUUGAUGGCGAAAAAAAGCGACUUCGAGUUUCCUCCCCAUUGCUGGAAGAGACCCCCCCACCACCACUACCAGCCCUUCCAACGAGCUUCCGGACUUGUCUGCGCCCCCGGGGGCCAGAAGCCGAGUUGGUAGUUUGCUAGCGACUGGAGGAAUCGUCUAUUACUGUCUCAUCGCUCCCUCGGUGUUUUGGGGCUAUUUUACUUGGUUUUUUGUUUUUUUGAUCCGGAGGGGAGGGGGACUCCGGCAUGCCUCCGGAGGGGUUUUGUUCUCAGCAUCCCCGCCCCCAUCCUUCUCCCCCCCCCCCCACCCCGCCCCCCCAGAAGACCGAAGGCUCCGGGGCUUCGAAUUUGACCGACUGCACGUAUCGCGGGGAGAGGGGAGUCGCAAGGGCCCCAGCGCCAGGACUGAGAGACUCCACGCUGGCGAAUUCCCGUUUUGUUUUUGGAGGGCUUUUUUUUCCCCCCUCUCCCCCCCCCCUUUCUUUUUUUCUUUU
This is a messenger RNA of Dama dama (fallow deer), 4117 nucleotides long. It is a transcript of the gene SOX4, whose product is annotated as SRY-box transcription factor 4. Lineage: Eukaryota; Metazoa; Chordata; Mammalia; Artiodactyla; Cervidae. The transcript has a single exon. Bases 1841 to 3298 code for a protein of 485 amino acids. The record is from RefSeq and is a predicted model, not a curated record. Gene Ontology annotation, molecular function: DNA-binding transcription activator activity, RNA polymerase II-specific; RNA polymerase II cis-regulatory region sequence-specific DNA binding. Gene Ontology annotation, biological process: cell differentiation; positive regulation of transcription by RNA polymerase II; anatomical structure morphogenesis.